Messenger RNA from Paramecium sonneborni, 1490 nucleotides. Lineage: Eukaryota; Ciliophora; Oligohymenophorea; Peniculida; Parameciidae. The record is from the annotation of a GenBank genome assembly.
UAAAUAUCUUAUAAUGGAUACACAGCGUAAUUAUGAAAACUUGGAAUAUGCCAUUGGAUUUGGUAAUCAUGUAGAAACCGAAGCAUUAAAGGGAGCAGUCCCAAAAGGAUAGAAUAGUCCUCAAAAAUGUGCUUACAAUUUGAUAGCUGAAUAAUUUUCGGGCACAGCCUUUACUUUGCCUAGAGCUAGUAAUCAAAAGACUUGGCUAUAUAAAAUUAGACCAAGUGCUGCUCAUAGUCCGUUUGUAGAUGCUCCAGAAUUUGGAAAAUAUGUAAAAAACGAUUUUAUGAAUGAUCAUGGAUUAACCAUCACUCCUAAUCAAUUAAGGUAAAUAUCAAAUUUAUAAUUAUUAGAUGGAAACGAUUACCAUUACCUGAAAAACCUACAACAUUUGCAGAAGGUUUAGUUACUGUUUGUGGAGCAGGUGAUCCAUCUAUUAAAUAAGGAAUUGCCAUUUAUUUAUACGCUGCCAAUAAGAGUAUGACUAACUCUAGUAUGUUUAAUAGCGAUGGAGAUUUCCUUAUAGGUAUAUAAAUAUAUUUAAAUUAGUACCUUGGGAAGGAGAAAUGUUAAUUACAACAGAAAUGGGUAAAUUGACUGUGAAACCAAGAGAAAUAUGUGUCAUUCCUCGAGGAAUUAAGUUUAGUGUAGAAAUGACUAAGCCAAUUAGAGGAUAUAUAUGUGAAGUAUUCAAAGGUCAUUUUAAAAUCCCAGAUUUGGGACCUAUUGGAGCUAAUGGUUUAGCAAACCCUAGAGAUUUCUUGGUUCCUGUUGCAUUUUAUGAAAAUACUGAAGAAGAAUUCUAAAUUAUCAAUAAAUAUCUAGGAAAAUUCUACAAAUGUACAAAGAAAGGAUCUCCUUAUGAUGUCGUAGGAUGGCAUGGAAACUAUUAUCCUUAUAAAUAUAAUUUAGAUCUUUUUAAUGCAAUGGGAACUGUUACAUAUGAUCAUCCUGAUCCAUCUAUAUUUACAGUAAUAACAUGUUAAACUGAUGAGCCAGGGUAUUAAUUUAUAUAUUUAUCAAAGAGUUGCAGUUUGUGAUUUUGCUAUAUUUCCACCAAGAUGGAUGGUUGCUGAACAUACUUUUAGACCACCUUAUUACCAUAGAAAUGUAAUGAGUGAAUAUAUGGGAAAUAUUUCUGGUGCAUAUGAUGCCAAAGAAGAGGGCUUCUAACCAGGAUAUGGUUCAUUACAUAGUAUUUUAUAAGGGCAUGGACCUGAUCAUGAAUCAUUUACUAAAUGGUCCAAUAUUGACUUACAAGUAUAUCAUCUAAUUUAUUCUUUAGCCUAUUAGAUAUCCUUAUGAAAAUUUGGCAUUUAUGUUUGAAAGCACAUACAUGUUUAAGACAUGCUCAUUUGUUAUGGAUGAUUAAGUAAAUCUUGAUCAUGACUAUUACCAUGUAAUUUAUUCAUCUAUAUAUAUUUAAGUGUUGGGAUAAAUUGGCAAAUAACAAAUUAGGAGAUAAACCUUGAUAAUUAUGUAUAUCAUCC